This is a messenger RNA of Astrephomene gubernaculifera, 811 nucleotides long. The record is from the annotation of a GenBank genome assembly. NCBI's taxonomy places the organism in Eukaryota, Viridiplantae, Chlorophyta, Chlorophyceae, Chlamydomonadales, Astrephomenaceae.
CUGGAAAGGUGCCAUUAGGAGCGCAUAUGCUGCUUUCUUUACCUUCAGCGUAAUAUCGCUACUUGGAUUCUUGUGACUCUAUCCCUUCCAUGCUACGACCCCUGCCUAGCUGUUUGCGUGCCAUCGGACUAAGCAAUAUUUUCAACACCUUCUCAAGAUCGGGCAGUGCGCAGGUAUUCAGCCAACUCUCGCGACGCCGCUCCGCAGCUCUAUCCUCUUGUCGUGCAAGGAGUCCCAGCUUCGGCUGGAACCUCGCACAACGCACAACGACCUUUCCGCGACCCCAAGCAUCAGCUCUACCUCCAGCUGCUUUGCCCUCCUCCUUUAUGCCCGGCGGCCUUGUCGGCUCCUUCGGACGCACGCUGGUCAACACCCUUCACAGCUGGUCAACGCCCACUUUCGCAGCCACCGCUCAUUUCGUACAGCAACGGCUUGCCGGCAUGGGGCUGCUAGGUUGGCUGGCGCUGGAUCUGGGGAUCAACUGGGCGGGAUGGGCGGCUGCAGCGGCGCUCAAGACCGAGGUGUUUUACGACCUGCUGGGCAGCCUCAGCUUCCUCACCCUCACCGGGGGCUCGCUGCUGGCGGGGGGAGGCGCGGCGGCGGGGGGGCGGCAGCUGCUGGCCAGCUGCCUGGUUGCGGUGUGGGCGGUGCGGCUGGGCUCCUACCUGGCUGCCCGCAUCGCCCGCAGCGGCAGGGACUCGCGGUUCGAUGGAGUGCGGGACAACCCCGCCCGCUUCCUGGUGUACUGGACCAUGCAGGCUGUGUGGGUGUUCGUGACGCUGCUGCCGGUGCUGCUGCUGAACGGCAGGGG